AUGCCUCUCGAGACCUUCCCUGACCCGCCAAGGGCUAGCUUCCUUGGUCUCCCCUUGGAAAUGCGCCAGCUAAUCUACCUACAAUACUUCACCGCCGAAGGUGGAUACAUCUACGACGCCGAAUCCGACAAGUUAGUGCAGGCCAACGGCUUUCCAAUUGACUUAUCACUGCGACAUGUUUGUCGCACGAUUGCACUCGAGACAUACCAUUACCCGUUCACUCUCAACAAUAUCACCUUCUCAACAGCCUACAAGCGAGAAUGGAGAAAGCAGGCCGCGGCGGUUGACUUUAUAUCAACAUAUCACCAUUAUCUUCAGCUUGCGAUGCUCAUUCGACUGAGACAUUGUUUGACUCCCGACAUGUACGAGCAACCGAUUAAGCAAUACUCCAAAUACAUGCCGCUCGUUAUAAAUGACAUAGCCGAUAUCAUCGCCCGGGAGCGCCGCUAUCCAAAGUUCAAUGCUGAGUUACUCGAAACGGUUCACAUACGUGAGUUCAUGGAGCACCCCGGAAGUGGCUCAAAGGCAGGCAACCCCAUAGCCAUAUCCAUAUACGACAACAACGUCUCACGCAACCGCACAUAUACCUACCUCUUGCGAAAGAUUGCACACCAGUACCCCGAGAAGUUCAAAGAAGCGGUCGAUAACUUCUUACCGGGUUGGAUGGAAUGUAAAUCGCGCCGUGCCUCAGAUUUCUUCGGUCUUGGUUUCGACCUUUGGGCCAUACCCUGUUUAUCCCAAGUUACGGAUAUGGUGGAACAGCUACAGUUGACAGAACGAUGGAACCGACUAGAUCAGUGGCGCUACAGUGACGUCGGCAAAGAAGGUUAUACUGGUACAAGGUACUGCUACCAGCGCAAGCAUUUCUUUUCAGCUGCCGCUCUGGCCAUCAGGUUCCUCGAGAAUAUCUCGCAGACCCAGCGCCUGCUUAUCACUAAGCUUAUUCUUAACGAGGAUCGGAUGGCAGUUGGACACCCUGAGUGUCACAUCAUUGGCUUAAUACCAUUUUUCGAGGAAAACCCAAACCUGUUUAUCGAGCAUAAAAUCAACCUGUGGCGAAAUAUCCUCCCCAGAAAUGCUGCCAAGGUAGAUGUCAGUAGUUUUCCCACCGAAAAUGAAUCUAUUGAGGAAGUUCCUGAGGGCAUGCCCUCUCCACAUCAGGUAUAUUCUAAGUUUGCCGGCAAGGAGAUUUCCCACUUCAUUUUGCACACCAUGGAAGCAUUAAGAGAAGGAAUACCAGCUACUUCGUAUUCAUUUAUUAUUGACGGAAAACCCGACCUGAAUCAUUCCACGGAAACCUUCAAAUAUCUCAUGGAGCUCCCAAUAGCCUGGAUCACGACACACACCGAUUGCGUGGCGGAAGGUCUUCUUGCAUCACCAGCAAGCAGUGAAUACCCAUUCAUGACAACCUCUUCAACUAGUGAACACACUUCUGUUCAAGGAAGAAGUUCCAUCAUCCAAUGCAAUUUCACUUUGGACCAACCUUGGGAUUAUAAACACAUCGCAGGGGAUAAUAACCAGAACAUUGAUCGCUGGAAGACACUAGACAAAAUCCAUCAAUUUGCUAAUGAAGGCAAUGGAGAGUUUUCUGAUAAGCUCGAUGUCUCGAAAGGUGCAGUGGAUUGGAUGCAGAUCAAAGGAGAGUAUUUUGAGAUGCGACUGUUGUCUGAUAUCCCAAGCGAAGAAACUAAGGCACUUGGCUCGGGUGAAUCUUUAUCAGAAUAA
This is a messenger RNA of Fusarium musae, 1725 nucleotides long. RefSeq lists its product as uncharacterized. NCBI's taxonomy places the organism in Eukaryota, Fungi, Ascomycota, Sordariomycetes, Hypocreales, Nectriaceae. The record is from RefSeq and is a predicted model, not a curated record. The transcript has a single exon. The coding region runs from base 1 to 1725 and encodes 574 amino acids.